This is a messenger RNA of Tribolium madens (black flour beetle), 1179 nucleotides long. RefSeq names its product ribonuclease H2 subunit A. The coding region runs from base 37 to 963 and encodes 308 amino acids. Gene Ontology annotation, cellular component: ribonuclease H2 complex. Gene Ontology annotation, biological process: DNA replication, removal of RNA primer; mismatch repair. The transcript is spliced from 3 exons. Gene Ontology annotation, molecular function: RNA-DNA hybrid ribonuclease activity; RNA binding. Lineage: Eukaryota; Metazoa; Arthropoda; Insecta; Coleoptera; Tenebrionidae. The record is from RefSeq and is a predicted model, not a curated record.
CAUCCGCCAUUUUGUCUUGGCGGGGGCUUUGAUAAAAUGUCCCUAAAAAUCACCGAUUUGUCUAGUUUGCAGUCUUUUUUGGCCUCAAAAGACAACACAGUUAACAAUGUGUACAUUUCGGACAUCCCCCAAGUGUGUAAGGACUUCCCCUGUCUUCUUGGAAUUGACGAAGCCGGUCGAGGACCAGUUUUAGGCCCCAUGGUGUACGGAACGGCCUUCUGCCCCCUCAACGAGGCCACCCUCCCCGAUUCGUUGGGCUGUGCCGACUCCAAGGCCCUAACUGAGGAGUCACGUGACGAGAUUUUUACAAAAAUUUGCGAAAAUCGUAAAAUAGGCUGGGGGGUGGAGGUGAUAGCCCCCACGAGCAUUUGUAAUAGUAUGUUGAGUCGUCAGAAGUAUUCCCUGAAUCAGGUGUCAAUGGACGCUGCGAUUAAUUUGAUAAAAGGGGCGUUGGAGGCGGGAGUUAACGUGUCGCAUGUUUAUGUGGACACGGUGGGCCCCCCUGAGAAGUACCAAGCGUACUUGAAGGGGCUCUUCCCCCAAUUGGGGGUCACUGUGGCCAAGAAGGCCGAUUCGACGUACCCCAUUGUCUCGGCGGCGAGUAUUUGUGCGAAAGUGACUCGAGAUCAUGCGUUGAAGGUGUGGGCGUUUGGGGAGGAGUUGGAGGUGGGGCGAGAGGAUUUUGGGAGUGGCUAUCCCGGGGAUCCCAAUACGAAGAAAUUUCUGGUUCAGUGGCGGGAUCCUGUCUUUGGGUACCCCCAAUUGGUGAGGUUUAGUUGGGCCACGGCGAGUGAGGCACUCAAGGAGGCGUAUCAUGUCGAUUGGGAGGAGAAUGAGGACAGUGCCCCCAUUGGGAACACUUCUAUUACUGCGUUUUUUAAAAUGACGAAAAAUCAUGCAGGGGCGAAGCCCCUGCAUGAUUUUUUCACAUCACGGUGUCUAACUCGAAAAGUUGAAUUUUGAUUUUUUAUUCCUUGUUUUUUGAAAUUGCCAUUUUUUUAAGCCGAUCAAGGAAACAAAUUUAAAUUUAAAAAUAUAGUUUGUGUUUUUUAUCAUUAAAACGAUUUUUAAUUUCUAAUUUUUUUUUCGGAGCCAACGAGGGAAACAAAUUUAAAUUUAAAAAAUAUGGCACAAAAAUGCCAAAAAUUCCAACUCCUUAGUUGUGAAAACUUUACCAAA